Gallus gallus (chicken) is the source of this 3959-nucleotide messenger RNA. RefSeq names its product zinc finger protein 34-like. Gene Ontology annotation, biological process: regulation of DNA-templated transcription. The transcript has 4 exons. The record is from RefSeq and is a predicted model, not a curated record. The coding region runs from base 55 to 1095 and encodes 346 amino acids. NCBI's taxonomy places the organism in Eukaryota, Metazoa, Chordata, Aves, Galliformes, Phasianidae.
AGUUCAACUUGUGCCUUCCAGGCGUGAUCAUCCCAGGCUGCAGGAGAGCAGCAAAUGGCCACAGCACAUCCGUGUCAGGAGCCCGUGAGCUUUGCGGAGGUGGCCGUGUAUUUCAGCAGGGAGGAGUGGGCGCUGCUGGACCCUGCGCAGCGAGCGCUCUACCGGGACGUGAUGCUGGAGACGUACCAGUGCGUGGCCUGGCUGGCUCCUCUUCCAGCCCCCAAACCCGGGCUGAUCUCCCUGCUAGAAGGAGGGGAAGACCCCUGGAUCCCAGAUGUGUGUAGCCCUGAGGCCGUGCCAGGAGACCUGAGCCCAGCAGGAACUGGGAUUACAGAUAUACUGGAGGAUGUGCAGGAAAGUGGUGUGGCCGAAAGGCGGUGGGGUAGUGCCUGUGUGGGAGAAAUCAGAAGGGAUGUCCCAGGAGGCCUGGAGCAAGGUCAGGGUGAGCACAUCAAGAAGGCACUGGGAAAGCAUCUGGAAGAGAAAGGAAGGAGCCCACUGCACUUCAACAUAGGUGAAAAGCAGGACGUAGAGCCCAGGAGCAAGGAUGUGUGUCAGAUGAAAAAGCAGAAUCCAUGCACUGAGUGUGGGAAAAGCGUGGAAAUAAAUUCCAGUGUCAUUAACCACCAGUGCAUGCAUACAACGAAGAGCCUGUACAAGUGCUCUGAGUGUGGGAAGAGCUUCAAACGGAGAGCCAAACUGAAACGCCUCCAAUGCAUCCAUACAGGAUGGAGACCCUACAGGUGCUGUGAGUGUGGGAAGAGCUUUAAAAGGAGUUCCCACCUCACCUGCCACCAACGCAUCCACACAGGAGAGAGACCCUUUCAGUGCUCUGACUGUGGGAAGGGCUUCAACAGCAGUUAUGAACUGAAGGUGCACCAGCGCAUCCACACAGGAGAGAGACCCUACAAGUGCUCUGCUUGUGAGAAGAGCUUCAAAAGCAAUUCUGAAUUGAAGCUGCACCAGCACACCCACACAGAGGAGAGACCUUACAAGUGCUCAGAGUGUGGGAAGAGCUUCAGCAGAAGUUCCCACUUCAACUUCCACCAGGCACGUCCACUCAAGAGAGAGACCCUUUCAGUGUCCUGCGUGUGAGAAGAGCUUCAAACGCAGUUAUGAAUUGAAGAAGCACCAGUGCAUCCACAGAGGAGAGAGACCCUUUCUGUGCUCUCAGUGUGGAAAGGGCUUCAAAAGGAGUUCCCACCUCACCUGCCAUCAGCACAUCCACACAGGAGAGAGACCCUUUCAGUGUCCCGAGUGUGGGAUGACCUUCAGAAUCUGUUCUGAAUUGAAGUUGCACCAGCUUAUCCACACAGAGGAUAGGCCCUACAAAUGCUCUGAGUGUGGGAAGUGCUUCAAAAGGAGUUCCCACCUCUCCUGCCACCAGCACAUUCACACAGGAGAGAGACCCUUUCAGUGUGCUGAGUGUGGGAAGAGCUUCAAAAGAAGGCCUGAUUUGAAGCAGCACCAGCUCAUCCACACAAGAGAGAGGCCCUUUUAGUGUUCUGCGUGUGGAAAGGCCUUUAAAAAGUGUUCUGAACUGAACCUGCAUCGGCGCAUCCAUAUGGAGGAGAGACCCUUUCAGUGUCCCGCGUGUGGGAAGAGCUUCAAAAGAAGAUCCGAGUUAAGGGAGGCCCUGCAAGUGCUGUGAGUGUGGGAAAAGCUUCAAAAGCAGUUCUGACUUGAAGCAGCACCAGCGAACCCACACAGAGGAGAGACCCUACAAGUGCUGUGAGUGUGGCACGUGCUUCAAAAGGAGUUCCCACCUCACCUGCCACCAUCGCAUCCACACAGGAGAGAGACCCUUUCAGUGUCCUGAGUGUGGGAAGAGCUUCAAAAGCAGUUCUGCACUGAAGCGCCACCAGCGCAUCCACACAGGACAGAGACCCUUUCAGUGUCCGGAGUGUGCAAAGAGCUUUAAACGCAGAUCUCAUCUCAACAUUCACAAGCGCAACCACAAAGCACAACGGCUGUAGAAGCUCCCCAAGACUAUGGGAACCUUCAAAAGCAGUUCCAGCCUCGUUACCUUCCGGCACUGCACAGAAGGUACAGAUCCUGCAGAGCCUCAAACUUGUGAGGAGCUUCAGCCAAAACCCCAGCCUGGUUACGACCUGUGGCUUUGUGUUUUGAACCUUACAAAUCCCUUGAGUAGAGGAAGAGCUCGGCAGCCAAAAUCCAUCUUCUUCUCUGCUGCUCUUCUUUCUCCUCUUUGGAUGCGAAUUCUGCAUGUUGCUCUCUGUCAGCUGCAGUCAAGGUGUUGAGCGGACAGUCAAAGGAGAGUCCAGAGUGGGAUGUGUCACAGCCACUGGAAACCCUCUGCCAGGUGGCACGUUUCUGCCAGGGCAGUGUGCAAGGACAGUCACCUCUUAUCUCCCCUGUAGACACUCACCUGCUGUGGGACAAAAGGUGAGGACCCAAAGGAAACCUCAGCUGGGCCGAUACGUCGCCAGGAAGGAAGAAAUUCUGUCUGCCGGGAGUGUGGGAAGAGCUUCAUCUGGAGCUCAACCCUCAGUACACUCCAGAGAACCAACGCCGGGGAGAUUCCCUGUGAGUGCCUUGACUGCAGGAAGAGAUCCGUCCGGAGCUGGGAGCUCAUCACACACCAGUGGAUCCACGUGAGGAACCCUACAGACGUGCAGCCUGCAAGAAGAGCUUUGGCCACAGCUCGAACCUGCUGAGGUAGCAGAGUGUCUGCAGUUGGGUGAAGUCCAGGACGUGCCUGCACCAGUGAGUUCACGUGGCAGGAAGCCUUAGAAAUGCCUCGAGUGUGAGAAGGGCUUUGUGCAGAGCACGAAGCUCCUCCCUUGCAGGAGAUGGCAGUCGUGGCAGAAGUCUACAAACGUCCCAUGUGUGGGAAGAGCUUCAACCACAGCUCCCAGCUGAGCAAGCACCAGGGGAUCCACUCACGGCAGAGACCAUAGAUGUGCCUGCACUGCAGGAAGAGCUUCAUCCAGAGCUCAGUCCUCGUUAAGCAUUGCCCAGUCCACGUGAGACGGUGGCCCUGCAAGUGUCUCUCCUACAGGAAGAGUUUCUCUCAGGGCUGGCACCUCAUUUCUCAUGGGGAAAGCUCCAGGAGAGAGAGCUUGAGGAUGCCCAAGGAUGGGGUAGACCCCUGUGCUUCUCCCCACACAGGAAGAGCUGGCAAAGGAGAUGGCAUUGCUGGCACCCUCUGCAGAAGGGCCUUAACCCAGGAGCUUCAGAUGGCCUUUCCUUGCUUCCCAAAGCAGUUCUCUCAGCAUGCCCACGUUCCUCUUCUGCUCUUCCUGCCUGCAGCUUUUUGAUGCCAUUUCCUUAGGAGAAGCGGCUGUGUGGGGAUGUUCUGUGUGUCUGUGUGCGUGUGUUGCUCUCAGUAAUUUCUGAGUGCACUGGUGAAUGUGAGAGAAUGGACAGGAGAGCAGUAACGUGGCUCUUGGAGGUUUUCUGAGAAUCAUCUGUAGUGGAAAGGGAAGGGGGUGAAUAAAGUAGCUGAGUUGUUCUGGAGCUUUCUUCACUGUAGUCUUGUUUCUUGUUCUUAAAGUGAAUGUCAGCGUGUGGAAUGAGGAGAGGGAUAGGAGAGGGAAAAUAUUCCACCUCUGCACACACUGGAAUCAGCGCAGGCACAGGCAGAGCUCCCAAGAGAUUGACCAGCCCCCGUGGUGCCCAUGUGCAAGGCUGUUAUGCAUUUCUGGUUUUUCAUGUUAGAAACAUGGAAAGUUGGAGGCCCUGUGUGCUUCAGCAUCAUCAGCAUGUGUGAGACGUGGUGGGAAUGGCCCUGUGAGGGGUGUGCUGUGUGUGAUGGAUGGCUCUGGGCUCUGCAGGAUGGAGAUGCAGGGCCAGUGAGAUGGGAUGGGGUUGCUGUAUGUACUGAUGGGCUGGAUGGAACGGACUUACAGUUAGGAGUGCCAUGGUUACAGCCUCUGUGUAUGGGUUAAGGGAUGAGGAAAGAAUGUGCAUGUCACUGUGGGUGCCUACUCGAAGCC